AGUAACUUGAAUUUCCUCUUAGGAAAUCAAGUUGGAUUUCACCGACGGCGAAUCGACAAGGCUGCAUAUUUUGCAUUUUCGGAUUAUUUCUCCUCUCUUUUUUUAAACUCCGGCAUUCGUCGGCGAUCCGAACUUCAUAGUUCUUAUCAAUGGCAUUGCUUGACUGGAAAAUUGAAGGUUUGAACUUGGCCCAUAUAUUUGCUGAGUAUGUUUUAUGGUUGAUGGUAACAUUCUUGACACAUGUGUGGGAGCUUAAUUACAAGACCGCUGCCGCAGCUAUCAAUAUAUUUUGGGGUCUCGUAGGGAUGCUUCCUUUGCUUGUGCAAUAUAUCAUCGAUUCUUACGUGGGUAAUUAUCGGAUGGCUUUACUCUCCACGUUUAUGUAUACUACUGGAUUAGGCUUCUUAUCUAUAUCAGCAAUAGGCAUUUGUGAGAACACUAAAACAUGUCAUGUUAAAAAAAGAUACAAGUUCUCGCUUUUGCUAGCAAUACCUCAAUUACUUGUGGGCCUUUCUUAUCAACGAUCAGACUCAAUAAACCAACUUAUUGCUGCUACCAAAGAGCUGGGAGAUAAUAAUAAACUAAGACCACCAAAGUGGGAGCGCUUCUUAAGAAUAGUUGCUUUGAUUGUGGUUCAUUUGGUUGGAACAUUCAUACUACCUAACAUAAACAAAUGGGCAUUUAGAUUUGGGGUCCCAACUUUGUGUAUGCUUGCUGCCAUCUUCAUCUUCUGGACUGGCUCUAAUUCUUACCACAAACCCAAACCUUCAGGAAGCUUCCUAACUACUAUGCUAAAGGUCAUUCUAGCCGGCUUAAGACCUAUUAAGUCGAACCAACUCGAAUAUGAUAAUUCUGGAACACAUUACGGUUAUCGCCUCAGGUGCCUAGACAAAGCAAUAAUUACUGGUGAUGAAGAACAAAGAGAUAAGGUGAUCGAAGAUGUAAGAAAAACGAAACAAGCCAUAAGCAGAAUCCCUUUUUUCUUAGCCUUUUUCAUGUUAGGUAUUGUAUCUUCAAUUGGCGAUAGUUACUUUAUUCAACAAGCAGACUACAUGAAUACGAUGAUAAGAGGCUAUGAUGUCCCUAUCGUUGUGCUUCAACUAUGGUACGAACUCUCCAAAUCACUACUCAAAAAGAUUUAUUUGGAAAUAAAAGACAAACUACCCAAGAAAAGUAAUAAUGUGGUCUCAUCAAAAUGCUAUGGUUGUGUUGGAAUAACUGUAUCGAUGAUUUUCGCAAUACUAUGUUGUUUUGUUGCUGCAGCCGUGGAUAAGAUGAGAUGUAAUAAGGUUAAUAGUGCGAACAUGUUUUGGUUACUGCCACAAUUUUUUUUCCUUGGGGGCUUUGAGGGGAUUUUAGAAGAAAGCAUUGAAAUGUUCUUUACUAAUUCCCAUCCCUUAACUUCUUUUGACCAUACUAUGCGUCUCGUUCCUAAGAGUAUUUUUGGUAUAGGAUCAAUAUGCAGUGUCUUAUUGACUUUUGUGGUUCAAAAAGUUAGUGCAUGGGGAGAUAAUACUAGUUGGUUUGUGGAAGACCUCAAUGAAAGUCGUUUGGAUAAGUAUUUCUUCCUAUUGGGUGGAUUGAGUAUAGCAAAUCUUGUAUACUAUACCUUCGUGUAUUAUUUUACUAGUUUGAGAUCAGAAGUGAAAGAUUCUAGAUCAGAAGUGAAUGAGUCUAACACAUGAUGGAGCAUCUUAGUUGUUGUGUUCAAGUACUUGUUGUUGCCAUUAUCACCAAUUCACCAUCCCAUAUAUAUAAUGGGAAUUCCUUAGUUAAUUUCACUACUCUGGAUUUUAAAAGAUAAAUGUUGAUUUGGGUGUACUAAUUAAUGUAUUGUAUUAUUAUAACAAUACUAUUUAUGAUUUUGCACUGUGUUCUAUUAGACUAUAUUUUUGUGU
This is a messenger RNA of Cannabis sativa, 1898 nucleotides long. RefSeq names its product protein NRT1/ PTR FAMILY 5.5-like. The transcript is spliced from 5 exons. Gene Ontology annotation, biological process: transmembrane transport. NCBI's taxonomy places the organism in Eukaryota, Viridiplantae, Streptophyta, Magnoliopsida, Rosales, Cannabaceae. Gene Ontology annotation, cellular component: membrane. Gene Ontology annotation, molecular function: transmembrane transporter activity. Bases 150 to 1685 code for a protein of 511 amino acids. The record is from RefSeq and is a predicted model, not a curated record.